AUGGCCGAAACCCAGAACCCUUCGGUCCUAGACACCACCAAGGCCAAUGCUGCCGCAGCCUACAAUUCCGUCACCACUGGACCUGUCGCGCAAAAUGUCAAGAACCACACUGCGCAAGCCUCUUCUGAGCUGAACAACCUUGCCGCCGCACGCAAGACACCCAACGAACCUGCUGCUACCGGCCAGCCCCUGACACACUAUCACUCGUUCUUCCACGAGCUUUUGUCCUGGAAGAACCCCCGUGCAUCCGCCAUCGCGCUCGUCUCCAUCCUCUCAGCCAUCUUCGCGGCUCGUUAUCUCGACAUCACCCGCUGGUCUCUGAAGCUGGCAUGGAUCUCACUCUUCUCAACCGUCACAGCUGAGGUUUUCGGCAAGCUCAUCCUGAAUAAUGGUCUUGCCACCCAGAUCCGCCCUCGUCGGUACUAUACAGUAUCCCGCGAAACAAUUGACGGUCUUGUCGGGGAUGUUCAUGAGCUCGUCAACUUCGUUGUUAUUGAGGCGCAGCGUAUCCUCUUUGUCGAGAACGUCUUUGCCUCCUUGUCUGCUGCUAUUGCCUCGUUCAUUGGAUACCACCUCACCAAGUUGAUGCCCUACUGGGGUCUUGCUCUUCUCGGCACUGUCCUCGCUUUCGCCCUGCCCCUGAUAUAUGUCACCAACAAGGAGUUGAUCGAUCACCACCUCAAGAACGCCUCUGACGUCGUGGAGGCGCAGACUUCUCAGGUUCGCAGUGUCGCUCAGAAGCAGGCCGAGCAGGUGAGCGCCAUCGGCAAGCAAUAUGCCGGCGACUACACUGGUAAGGUCCAGGAGAUGCUGCGCGGCAAGGGCGCUGCUACUGCUGAGACUAGCGAGGACACUUCCCAGACAAGCGCUGCCUCUGCUGAGAAGGGGCCCGCCAACCCAAUUGCCUUCCCCAAGAUUCCUACCGCCGAGCCUGGUCUCCCCGACGCGCCCACCGAAGAGCCCAAGACGGCUGCCGAUGUCCCCACCCCUAGUGUUCCCUCGGAGCCCGUCCUCCCCAACAAGGACGAGCCCCUGAUUUCCUAG
Molecule: messenger RNA, 1044 nt
Organism: Emericellopsis cladophorae
Lineage: Eukaryota; Fungi; Ascomycota; Sordariomycetes; Hypocreales; Bionectriaceae
Product: cell lysis protein-like protein
Exons: 5
Coding region: 1-1044 (347 amino acids)
Source: RefSeq, a predicted model, not a curated record